Homalodisca vitripennis (glassy-winged sharpshooter) is the source of this 867-nucleotide messenger RNA. RefSeq names its product sodium-driven chloride bicarbonate exchanger-like. The coding region runs from base 205 to 852 and encodes 215 amino acids. The transcript has 6 exons. The record is from RefSeq and is a predicted model, not a curated record. Gene Ontology annotation, biological process: monoatomic anion transport. Gene Ontology annotation, molecular function: monoatomic anion transmembrane transporter activity. NCBI's taxonomy places the organism in Eukaryota, Metazoa, Arthropoda, Insecta, Hemiptera, Cicadellidae. Gene Ontology annotation, cellular component: membrane.
CGUCGCGGCGCCAGCCCCCAUCGACGCCCUCGGCAGUCAAGCGUCGUUGUCCUCCACUCGCGUACCGGGCGCUUCUUUGUCUCGCUCCCAUCAUCUUUAAAGACACGCGCACAGUUUUUGUUCAUUUUGUGUGGUUCUCGAAGACGUUUUCCACAAUCUGUUCGCAAAGCCGCUGGUUUGGAUACCCAAAAUACCCCCUGGGUGAUGGACGCGUCCUCGGGAGAUGAGGAGGCGCCGCCGAGAGACCCUGGGGUGAAUAAACCCCAGCCCAAGGCUUUUACUGCUAAAGAUUUUGAAGGACACCGGGCACACACGAUGUAUGUGGGGGUUCAUCUACCUGGGGAGAAGAGGCACCGCAAGCACAAGCACUCCCGGGCCAACAGUCGAGACUCGGACGAAGAUGAGCGACCCAGACAAUUCACUAUGGGGCGGCGAGGACGUCUGGCCAGCAUUACCGAUGAAGGGGAAACCUUCACCCCGCCCGCACAACGAGUACAGUUCAUUCUCGGGGAAGAUGCUGACGACAACACGCACGAAAUACACCCGCUCUUCUCGGAGAUGGAGGAGCUCUUCCGGGAUGAGGACUGCUUGGAGUGGCGGGAAACCGCCAGAUGGAUAAAGUUCGAGGAGGAUGUGGAAGAAGGAGGUAACAGAUGGUCCAAACCGCACGUGGCCACUCUCAGUCUCCACUCCUUGUUCGAGCUCCGCAGUCUGCUACUCAACGGCUCCGUGGUGCUCGACAUGGAAGCUGUCACCCUGGAACAGGUCUCGGACCUCCUGCUAGAUCACAUGUGUAACACUGGAGCCCUCCAGGAGGAUACCAGGGAGAAGGUCAGUGAGCACCAGCGUUAAAGUUGCAUGAAAAAG